Lactuca saligna is the source of this 1126-nucleotide messenger RNA. The record is from the annotation of a GenBank genome assembly. Lineage: Eukaryota; Viridiplantae; Streptophyta; Magnoliopsida; Asterales; Asteraceae.
AUGAAAUGGGAGAUGGAGAUGGAAGAGGUGGAAGCCGUUCUCGAGAAGAUUUGGGACUUGCACGAUAAGCUUAGUGAUGCUAUUCACUCCAUUUCCAGAUCUCAUUUUCUUCAUUCCGUCAAAGCCUUACGCAGUUCCAACGAUCUAUUCGACCGUGCUGCAGAUAACAACAAGAAAGUCUCCGAUGGUGAAGUGAAAGGAGGUUUCGUUUACGUUAAAGACUUCCCGAUCGAGGAAGAUGAUCACUCGGCUAUUCAUGAGGCCAAGAGUUUGAAUUCUAUUCGUACCGCUCUAGAGAACCUCGAGGACCAGCUUGAGUUCUUUCAUACUGUGCAAACACAACAACGGGCAGAGAGGGAUGCUGCAAUUGCUCGGUUAGAAGAAAGCCGGAUUGUGCUUGCAUUAAGAUUAGCGGAUCAUCAUGGAAAAAACUACAAAGUCAUAGAAGAAGCAAGGGCUUUUGUCGGACAAGUACAAAACCACAGCUGUUCCUAUAACAACAUAGAGAAGAAGUCAAACAUUCUGGUCAAUGUCGUGAUUUCUAGUUUUAAUUUUGCAAAAAAGUCCCUGAAAGUUGAUCAUGUUGGCGGUUUGUUUGGGAACGCGGCUUUAUUUGCGGUUAGCAUGCUGGCGUUGUUGCAUCUUCAUCAGGUAGCUGAUAGGGAUAGGGAUAGGGACCACCAUGGUUACAUCUCAGAUCUCCAUCAAGUUAAAGUUAAUACAAAUGUCACAAAAGUUUAUAUACCCGAAGGGAGUUCUUCAAAUGGUCUGGACGUUUUAUCUGCCAGAGGUUAAAAACUAAAAAGACAACUACUACUACUACUACUAUCUCAAACUCUUUUGAGUGUUUCUUUUUUUUCUUUUGGCAAAUAGCAAUCUGGCGUUGUAUUAGAAUGUCUCUAAGUGUAGGUGUUGAUUUACUCUUUUCCUAAAUUUGUAUAUUUUUAGGCUGCAUUUUGUUUGGUGUGCAUAACAAGGAUUGAACAUUUGAACUACGAUGGAUGGGAACUUUACUUACUCCUUUUUUCCCCUUUUUAACACAUGGACGUUGACAGGGAGGCAUAUGCCAGUGAAAUUUGAGAGUAGAUGUUGCAUGUGAAUAUGAUGGGUUUAAUUUAAUAUUGUC